UCAGUUCUUCGUCUGAAGUGAGUCUUCGGUCACCAAGAAAAAUUUCAGUUUUAGGAAGAGAUGAAAGUCGGACGGAACCAUAUAAGGUGAAUAAGGAUACCCAACAGCGUGCACGUGCCGAACACAUUUCGACGGAGAAGACGCUUUUUCUCCUCCAUCAUGUCUUGCAGAAGCGCUAGUUGGCUCAUCUGCGUCUUUAUGGCAGUAGCCAUAGCAGCUGACUACAGUGGCUUGAAGUCCACGACAGACUCGUCCACCGUGUCAGCAGUCGGUGAGGACGGGGUGACGGCGGCCGCGGACCUGGCUGACCUGCUGGACGCGAGUAGCGGCGCUGUGGUGACUCUGGUGGCGGGCGAGACGCGCCUGGUGGCGCACAGGGCUGUCCUCGCCGCCAGGUGCCCCGUGUUAGCCGCCAUUUUUGUCCACGACGCGCCGAAGGCCAGCGGCGGCGGCCAGGUCAGCGUCGCGGACGUGGAGGGCCCGGCGCUGCGCCACCUCGUGGCCUACUGCUACACCCUCCGGGCCCCCCAGCUGCGCGGCACGGCCCACCAGCUGCUGGCCGCCGCUGACAAGUUCGGCUUGCCAGCUCUCAAGUCUGCCUGCGAGCAGCAGGUGGCCGCGCAGCUGUCUGCGGAGACUGCGGCGGCUGCAGCUGUGGUCGCAGUCAGGCACGGCACUGACAGCCACAGGCAGGCCGUCGUGGCCUUCGUAAAGGCCCACCUGCUCCACGUGAUGGCCACCCGGGGUUGGGCAGAGGCGAUGCGAAGCCACCCCGAGGACUUGCUGGAAGUGAUUCGGCUGAUGUCUCGUCUGUCAAACGAGACCGAGUAA
Molecule: messenger RNA, 831 nt
Organism: Schistocerca americana (American grasshopper)
Lineage: Eukaryota; Metazoa; Arthropoda; Insecta; Orthoptera; Acrididae
Product: speckle-type POZ protein-like
Exons: 3
Coding region: 160-831 (223 amino acids)
Biological process (GO): proteasome-mediated ubiquitin-dependent protein catabolic process; regulation of proteolysis
Cellular component (GO): cytoplasm
Molecular function (GO): ubiquitin protein ligase binding
Source: RefSeq, a predicted model, not a curated record